AACCAAUAGCAUGUCAGGAAAGUAGUUCAGUAAGUUGUUCAACUUCCUCUAUUAUGGCGGGUUCGUGUUUUUUCAAGCUCAAAUACGAAAUGAGUAGUUAUUUGCGCCGCUCGGGCGGCGACAUUGACAGCGAUUUGUCGAAUAUUCUCGUGCGCCAUUUUGUGAAUGCUAUGGAAUUUUGUGUUAAGUAAUCAACGCAAGGAAAUUUAAAUUCGUGAUUCGUAACAAUGUCUGAGAAGUUGGUGGGGAAAACUGUGCUGAAACGACAUGAGGUUGCCAGGCCUGUUCAUAUUCAGAGGCUGGAGGCCGCCUUGGAUGUGCGCCCAUUCGUGGGUCAAGUGGAGAGCAUCCUCAACUCUGAUGUGGCCUCUGACAGCGAUGACGACUCUGAUGCCAAAUCCUUUGGAAAUGAGAUGUCAAAGGGCGACCGUAUGAUCCAUGGGGUGGUCACAACAAAGCAGGAACGUCAAAGUGACCGACUCAGGCUAUACAACUUCAGUUCAGUUGGAGAGGAGAGAGAAUGGCUGAGAGAUGUGUUACUCUCAUCUGGUUCAGAGACUAGCAGUGAUGACGACUCACCAAACAGUAAAGAGAUGAGAAUUCGGAGGUUAUUGAAAGAGAGGAAGUAUCAUAAUAGAUAUGCAAAAAAGUAUUAUAAGGAUCAAGGGAAUUCCCGCUACAUGUACUAUGGCGCCGGUCUUCUAUCCACCGUGGAUCGUUAUCCGGAGCGUCGUAUCAGUCGACCAGUACCGCCUCCCCCUUCCACGAGAGGGCGCAGGGGUAGGCCUGCGGAGCGAGGAUCUUCAACUAGGGGACUACACAAAGCUAGACGAGGAAGGGUCAGAGAUGCUCGGAAUGAGGGUGGAGAUAUGCCUGACGGUGUUGAUUGGGAAGAGCAACUGCGUAGUCUGAAGGAAGAACCUGACAAUGAUGAGUACCCCAUGUCCACAGAAAAGCCUGGAGUCAGAGGUCGCAAAAAACUGUCAACUUUAAAGAGUCCAGAAGCCCUAACUGCCCGCAGACGACGCCACUGGCUGCUACUAGUCAAGAAGGAACUCGGAAAGGUUCAGAGAGCUCGCACAGCCACACACAGAGAAGUUAUGUUGCAAAGAAAGCGACUUGCGACCUUAUGUUGCAAGCAUUGGCGACAUAUUGCCAUGCAGUCUCAAAAGAAUAUGAAGGAAACGGUUUGGCGAUGCAAGCGAUUGAGUAGGGAAAUGCAAGCUUAUUGGAGGCGGUAUGAUCGUGCUGAGAGGGAAACGAGACGGCGCAUGGAGAGAGAGGCUGAGGAACAGAGAAAGAUGGACGUAGAACUGAUGGAAGCGAAGCGGCAGCGGCGCAAGCUGAACUUUUUGAUCACACAAACGGAGCUGUACGCGCAUUUCAUGCAGAAGAAAAUGAACGCCGGUGAUGAUGGGGACUGUGGAGCUGACAGGAUUCUACGGCAGCUUGAUGAAGACAGAGAUCCUAGAUUGGCUGCUAUAGAUCAUUAUGAUAGUGAAGCAAUGAAAGCUCGAGCUUCACGGAACGCUCGCGAAGCUUUCCGUGCGGAGCGCGCGCGUACGCAACUGUUCGACUCUGCGGCCGGCGCCAGCGACGCGACCGACACCGACGGCGGCGCCGACGCUACUGACGCACAGGGACGACGUAGCGGAGACCAUGACCAACCCUCUAUAUUCAGGGGCACGCUCAAGGGAUACCAACUUAAGGGCAUGAACUGGCUCGCUAAUUUAUAUGAUCAGGGCAUAAGUGGUAUUCUAGCAGAUGAAAUGGGUCUCGGGAAGACAGUGCAGUGUAUAGCAUUCCUGUGCCACGUGGCUGAGAGGCUGGGAGUAUGGGGACCGUUCCUCGUCGUGUCUCCAGCCUCGACCCUUCACAACUGGCAACAAGAGAUGCAGAGAUUCGUACCAGAUUUCAAAGUGGUACCAUACUGGGGCAGUCCAAGCGAGCGUAAGAUCCUACGUCAGUUUUGGGAACGUAAAGAUCUUCACACGCGUCAAGCGGCCUUCCACGUGGUGGUGACGUCAUACCAGAUCGUGGUCUCCGACCUGAAGUACCUGAACCGCGUCUCCUGGCAGUACAUGAUACUAGACGAGGCUCAGGCCAUCAAGAGCUCGGCCAGUAUGCGCUGGAAGCUGCUACUUGGAUUUAGCUGUAGAAAUCGGUUGCUGCUUUCUGGAACACCGAUCCAGAAUAGUAUGGCGGAAUUAUGGGCUCUGUUGCACUUCAUAAUGCCGACACUGUUCGAUUCGCAUGAAGAAUUCAAUGAAUGGUUCUCUAAAGAUAUUGAAAGUCAUGCUGAGAACAAGAGCACGAUUGACGAGAAGCAUUUGUCUCGACUACACAUGAUUCUAAAGCCGUUUAUGUUGAGAAGAAUAAAGAAAGAUGUCGAAAAUGAGCUGUCAGAUAAAAUAGAGAUUAUGGUGCAUUGUCCGUUAACUAUUAGACAAAAAUUACUGUAUAUAGCUUUAAAAAAGAAAAUAAAAAUAGAAGAACUGCUCCACUAUUCAGUAGGAGCGGAGUCAGGUCACAAUGUAGAUAAGAAUUUUACGUCUAAUCUAAUGAAUUUAGUUAUGCAAUUUAGGAAGGUAUGCAACCACCCAGAGCUAUUUGAGCGCCGUGACGUCAGAUCUCCUUUCUCUAUGCAAGUCGACGACUAUCACAUACCGAAAUUAGUAGCAGAGGAUUGUAUUUUAAUUCGGUCUACUCCUUCCAACCGCCAUCUUAUAUACAACAAGUUAUCAAUCCUCGUGCCGGAGUAUAUUCAAAGGAGUAAUAAUGGGGAGUUUGGGAGUAAAGAGGGGUAUGAUGACGGGUGCUUCGCGUUCAUGAGGUUCAUUGAUCUCUCUCCUAUGGAGUUGUUCAGGAUCAUGCUCUGCGGAUGGCUGUUUGCGAUGCAACACAUCGAAAAUUGUUUAGAGAAAUUCGAGAAACUACGCCAUCGUCACUCUUGGUGGAAUUCUUCCGUUAUGUCCGACUUGAAGCAGGAAGAGAGUGAGACAGACUUAUGUGGUGACUACUGGGAUGGCGUGAAUAAGAAACAUAUGCUGCUUAUAUGUCCCGACGGCGACGUUUUGAGAAAAAGGAAGGAAGAUAGUUUGUUGUGGAAUGAUCUGCUGUUUACUGAUCCUUUGUGGAUACAGGGUGGUCCAUUCUACACGCACACGGAACACGUGAUACAUUAUAUGCCGGAAACUAUCGAGCACAAAGCAAUGAGGAUAAGGAAUUUAAGAGACAGUCGACAGACGGACAUGUUAAGUGAGAUUAAGACUGAGGAGGGCGGCGUGAUGGCGGUGCCCCAGCUGGAGGUGCCCGACGUCCCGUUCGUGGAGCGCCCGCCCGUGGCCUACGCGGACAUGCCCACGCCGCUACCCGGCUUCCUGUACUUUGCUCAACAAAAGGUUUGCACAUGUACGCGGCAGCCGUUCGCAGUGUCGCGUAGUUUCGCGUACCACUGCACGCGCCACGCGCAGUGCGAGAGCGGCGCGGGCUGGGACACCGUCUGGACUCUACUGGCCCGCGCCCGCCCGCCGCAUGGCUGGCCCGACCUACAGGUGCCGGAUAAAAACCAGCUAGUGAGUGACGCGGGGAAACUGACAGCUUUGGACUCUUUGCUGAAGAGGCUGAAGGAGCGAGGACACAGAGUGCUCAUCUACAGUCAGAUGACCAAGAUGAUCGACUUGUUAGAGGAAUACAUGUGGCACAGAAAACACAAAUACAUGCGGUUAGACGGGUCUAGCAAGAUUUCAGCUCGUCGAGACAUGGUUGCAGAUUUUCAGGCUCGCACAGACAUAUUCGUGUUUCUCUUAUCAACGCGCGCUGGUGGCUUGGGCAUCAAUCUGACGGCGGCAGACACUGUCAUCUUCUACGACUCGGACUGGAACCCCACCGUGGACCAGCAGGCCAUGGACCGAGCCCACAGGCUGGGGCAGACCAAGCAGGUCACGGUCUACCGGCUUAUAUGUAAGGGAACUAUUGAAGAACGGAUCAUGCAACGGGCUAGGGAGAAGAGUGAGAUCCAAAGGAUGGUGAUCAGCGGAGGAAACUUCAAACCAGAUACGUUGAAACCUAAAGAAGUCGUGUCUCUGCUCUUAGACGAUGAAGAAAUUGAGCUCAAAUAUCGUCAAAAAUCAGAAGAGAAGAAAAUGAUGGAGGAGAGAGAACGUAAACGGAAAUUGGGAUUAUUGCCGCAAGUUCAGCAACCACCGCCAGUGUCAGUAGAAGCGAAGCGCGCCCGCGACUCGGCCUCGGAGCCCGGCAGCCCGCUGCAAGUGGACGACGAUGGAGACAAACUCAUUGUCGACGUACCAUCGCCUGCACCCAUGCCGUCGUACGGCGGCGCGGGUCGCGCGGGUGCGUGGGGCGUGGGGCGCGGGGUGCGGGGCGCGCGCCGCGGCCGCCCGCGGGGCUCGCGACAGGCCCUGCCGCGCCGCCUCGAACCGCCCGCCGAUACCGCCAGCGCCAUCGCCGCCGGCGCAGCGCUUCUAGAGUCUGACGCGCCACUGGAGACUAUAGAGUCGGUGGGUGCGGGCGAGGCGGGCGCGGCGGUGUCCCGGGGUCGGCGCGGUCCGGGCCGGCCGCGCCUGCGCGCCGCGGGCGCCCCGCGCGCCGCCAGCCGCCGCCCGCGCAGGCCCAGGGAACCACUGCUCGUGCCGCUCGCACCGCCGCCGUAGGCUAUACACAGUCUGUCUGCCUGCCUGCAGUCUAUAUUGUCUCAUUGUGUUACCAGAAGCCAUAGAAACCGCGUAUCGACGCUCACAGCUCACAACAACCCACCUCUAGUGCAAUUAAUAUAAUGAUCAAACGACUGGUACAUCUUGAAACACUACUAUUGUAGCCAAACGCACGUGUAUUACAAAAUAGCCUCUAAGCUGUACAUAAUAAGGCCACUUUUCCAUCAAAAUGUACAAGCCGGUUGAUCAUUGCCAAACUAAUUAACAGUUAAUGUACAAAGUAACGCUUUUUAGUUGAAGUAUUAUUGCAAAGUUUAACUUUGACCGCUGACGGUGAAACGGGGUGAAUAGAAUUCGAGGGGUGAAUAGAUACAGCAGAGGGGAUAAAUGUUCUAAGAAUUGUCCCCCUGUGUCUAUUCACCCUUUGAAUUCUAUUCACCCCGUUUUACGGUAUGUUAUUUAGUAAAAAUGUAAAUAGUCCAUUUUAACGUAAAUAAUUAUAUUGAAUAUUAUAUGUUUAAAGCUGAGUUUAUUUAGCGAGAUGAAUGUCCUUUGUUUAGGGCUUUUUACUUAUAUUCCUAUCUCUGUCUUUCAUUUGGUUAAUCGAUUAACUAGAGCAGGCCAAUCAGAGCCCACAACGCGAUGACCUUUUGAUCUCGUUAAACGUAAAACAAACUCGUACUAAGCCCUCAGACGCCAUUUGCAAGACAGAGAUGGGGCUAACAAUGUUCUUUUAUCUCGACUCCUGCGCAUAUACUGAGACGUUACUCAAUUUCAAAUACUCCCGUCACUUUCACACAUAAGAAAUUGUUGAGAAUCUUGAAGUUGAGUGGCGUUUCAAUAUUAGGUCAGGUCCGUUUCAAUAGAAGUUUCUAUUUCUCUAAAAUAAUUUUAUUUUAACUUCUAAAAGUCUUGAGGACACCGUUCUUCUCUCUAUUAUGUAUCUUAUUACCGAUGUAUAAAGACUACUUUUGUAUGAACAAGUUUGGUUAUUGUAGCCGUUGUAGGAAGUGUGGUUUUUAAAAUUAAUAUUAGAAAUUGUUAUCAGAAAACAGAUCUCUGCAUGUUAUUUUUUCUUAUAAGUAAACUUCUGUAAUUACUAUCGUGAGACAUACUAAAUUAACUAAAAAUCACGGUUUACUGACGUACAUUAAUGGAGAAAAGCUCUACUAGUUUCGAGUCACAGAGGGACUCUUCAUCAUGAGUAGCAUGAGUAAACCAUGAUUUUUAAUAAAUGUAACUUCUAUUGAAACGGACUAUUAUUAGUAUUUUAAUCUGAUGGUUGUUAUAAAUUCCGAUAGUUUUACAAAAUCGGGGAAAGUGUAAUGUAUUUAAAAUGAAAUAAUUAAGUUAGUUAUGUUGUUAAUGAUGUGCAUUUCGGAACGUGGAUCGUUGAUAUACCAAAAUGUUUUGUGUGAAGUUUUAGUCGCCUAUGAAUUGGGUCCCUAUGAACAAAAUCUCGAGAGUUCAACGAAAUAGAUUGGCCUCUUAACAAAAUGACUGUAACAAAUUGACAAAGAGAAAACAGAAUAAAUGAUUUAAAAUUA
This is a messenger RNA of Spodoptera frugiperda (fall armyworm), 6220 nucleotides long. It is a transcript of the gene Ino80, whose product is annotated as chromatin-remodeling ATPase INO80. The record is from RefSeq and is a predicted model, not a curated record. Gene Ontology annotation, molecular function: ATP-dependent chromatin remodeler activity; DNA binding; ATP hydrolysis activity. The transcript has 28 exons. NCBI's taxonomy places the organism in Eukaryota, Metazoa, Arthropoda, Insecta, Lepidoptera, Noctuidae. Gene Ontology annotation, biological process: DNA repair. The coding region runs from base 228 to 4673 and encodes 1481 amino acids. Gene Ontology annotation, cellular component: Ino80 complex.